Pipra filicauda (Wire-tailed manakin) is the source of this 2989-nucleotide messenger RNA. It is a transcript of the gene ANGPT2, whose product is annotated as angiopoietin 2. Gene Ontology annotation, biological process: angiogenesis; Tie signaling pathway. The record is from RefSeq and is a predicted model, not a curated record. The coding region runs from base 373 to 1857 and encodes 494 amino acids. The transcript is spliced from 9 exons. NCBI's taxonomy places the organism in Eukaryota, Metazoa, Chordata, Aves, Passeriformes, Pipridae. Gene Ontology annotation, molecular function: receptor tyrosine kinase binding.
CGAGCGCGGGAGGGAGGAGCAGCUCCGCUCCCCGUGUCUGCCCGCUCUCUCAACUUAUCAUAUAAGGGCCGGGAAGGGAUUGAUCAGGGUGCUAAGGCGGCAGGAGCUCGGAAGGGAAGGCAGCGGGCCGGUGGGCCAGGCGGGGCCGGCCCAGCUGCUUCCCUGACAGCUGCGGGCACGGCGGGAGCGGCCGCACCGCCCCGGGCGUCUGAGGGAGGGAGGGAGGGAGGGAAACUCAGUCCUGCCCUGCCCUGCCCUGCCCUGGCGGCACAUGGCAGCAGAGCGCUCGGCUGCUCCGCAGGUUAACUAGGGCCGGGCUCCGGCCGGCGCACCCAGGCUCUCUCGGUCCGCCGGGUUGCCGCAGGGAUUAAAAUGCAGCUGGCUGCCUGCUUCUUUUUGGGCUGCGGUAUCUUCCUAGCUUCAGGAUACAACUCCUUCAGUAAGAGUAUGGAGACGAUAGGCAAGAAGCAGUACCAGGUUCAGCAUGGGUCGUGCAGCUACACCUUCCUCCUGCCCGAGACGGACAAUUGCCGGUCCUCCACUCCGUACGUGUCCAACGCGGUGCAGAGGGAUGCGCCGCUGGACUAUGAUGAUUCAGUUCAAAGACUGCAGCUACUUGAGAACAUCAUGGAAAACAACACUCAGUGGCUAAUGAAGCUUGAGAAUUACAUCCAAGACAGUAUGAAGAAAGAAAUGGUAGAGAUCCAGCAAACUGCAGUGCAGAACCAGACUGCAGUAAUGAUUGAAAUAGGCACAAACUUACUAAAUCAAACAGCUGAACAGACCCGCAAAUUAACAGAUGUUGAAGCACAAGUAUUAAACCAGACAACCAGACUUGAACUUCAGCUUUUGGAACACUCUCUUUCAACAAACAAACUUGAAAGACAGAUUUCAGAUCAGACCAAUGAGAUAACAAAAUUACAAGAAAAAAACAGCUUUCUAGAAAAAAGAGUUCUUGAGAUGGAAGACAAGCACACACUUCAGCUGAAGUCAAUAAAAGAUGAAAAAGAUCAGCUUCAAGUCCUAGUAUCGAGACAGAAUUCUAUUAUAGAAGAACUAGAAAAACAGUUAGUUACAGCUACAGUAAACAACUCAGUUCUGCAAAAACAACAACAUGAUCUGAUGGAGACCGUUCAUAACUUGCUUACUAUGAUAUCUACACCAAACUCUAAAAACAACUUCAUAGCUAAAGAGGAGCAAAUCAGCUUCAAGGACUGUGCUGAAGCUUUCAAAUCUGGACUGACAACAAGUGGAAUCUACACUUUAACAGUUUCAAACACGGCACAAGAAAAGAAGGCCUACUGUGACAUGGAAACUGGUGGAGGAGGUUGGACAGUUAUUCAGAGACGUGAAGAUGGCAGUGUGGACUUUCACCGGACAUGGAAAGAGUACAAGAUGGGAUUUGGUGAUCCUGCUGGGGAAUACUGGCUGGGAAAUGAGUUUGUUUCUCAACUGACUAAUCAGAAGCGUUAUGUUCUUAAAAUACACCUGAAAGACUGGGAAGGAAAUGAGGCAUAUUCAUUGUAUGACCACUUCUCUCUAGCAAGUGAAGAACUAAAAUACAGGAUUUACCUUAAAGGACUUACUGGGACAGCGGGCAAAAUAAGCAGUAUAAGCCAACCAGGAAAUGAUUUUAGCACAAAGGAUGCAGACAAUGACAAAUGUAUUUGCAAAUGUUCACAAAUGUUAACAGGAGGAUGGUGGUUUGAUGCUUGUGGUCCUUCUAACCUCAAUGGAAUGUAUUAUCCAUUACGACAGAACAACAACAAGUUUAAUGGGAUCAAGUGGUACUACUGGAAGGGUUCGGGAUACUCUCUCAAAGCUACAACUAUGAUGAUACGACCAGCAGAUUUCUAAAUGUUUUUGAAUUAUGUGAAUUGUAUAGUCUUCAAAGACUUAAUUUGCCAAGCAUACAAACACACAUCUGCAACUUGUCUCAUUUUUCAAGCCCAGAAAACAUGCACUAGUCUUCUGAAGGGGUCAGUUCAGUAUAAUUCCUGAAUUGCAAUAGCCUUGAUCAGCUAAAGCUCAUAUUAUUUAACCAGACACAAAGUCUAAAGUAUCAACCUGAUAUAACAGUGAUUUGGCCAAAUGACUGAAUAAAAAGAACAUCCAAGAAACUGGCAGACAAGGACUCUGUUUUACCAAUCAUUUAUGCUAUGUAUGUGUUAGUAAGUAACUGGAACUGUGAAAAAAACCUAAAAUAGUUUUAGAAAUACGCGUUUUGCCUCACCACUGUACUUUAAACAUUAAUAUAAAACACUUAGCUAGAUCUAGAACUAUUUAUCUUUAUCUUUCUGUGUCAUGUUUGCCCUUUAUGUAUAUAAAAAAAUAUUUUCCUGUAAUUAGCUCAAUACUGUAGUCAGAGAAUACAUUCUUUCCCUCCAUAAUCUCCUAAACAAUUCUUACAUUUAUUUGGGGAUUUUUUCCAAUAGCCUAUAUUAUGUUAUUUAACAGAGGAAAAAUAGCAUUUGAAUAGUUUGCAUUUAUUCUUGGGGAAAUACCAUGUACAAAACCCACCAUUUCUUUCAGUUUGUACUAUUACAGUAAACUAUCUUUAAAUUACAAAAAUCUCUAUAAAUUACAAUAUAGUAUGUAUUUCUUUAUAUUUUUAUGAAGAUUGCACCUUUUUUCUUCCCUUGUCAUUUACCUGUAAAAUAAUUGAUCAGUAUUCUACAAACUGAGACAACGGCAUUAACACCAGAUGUCCGGUUGUUUAUGACAAUCAUUUAUCACCUGGUGCUGUAGUAUAUCUAUAUGUUUUGUAAAAAUAACUUAUCUGAAAAACAUAUGCAUGUUCUUUGAUACAAUUAAAAUUAUGCUUAUGAUACAAAUGACUACAUUUUAAAAACAGGAAACAAAAAUCUGAAAGUAAUCUAAAAGGUCACACUUGUUUUUUUUCAGUAAGGUUAGGAAUUCUCCCUAAAAAUUCUCUGUAGGUAGGCCCUUAAUGUAUGCCACAAUGUGAAUAAAUUACUUUACUAGGUGA